Molecule: messenger RNA, 552 nt
Organism: Bacidia gigantensis
Lineage: Eukaryota; Fungi; Ascomycota; Lecanoromycetes; Lecanorales; Ramalinaceae
Exons: 3
Coding region: 1-552 (183 amino acids)
Source: RefSeq, a predicted model, not a curated record
AUGGCAGCUCCACCAGAGAAAACCCUCAAAGAUCUGUCAGGAAAAUGGAACAAGACGAAGUCCGAUGAUCUCGAUAGACUCCUACAACUGCAAAAAGUCAGCUGGUUCAUCCGCAAUAUUAUUCGAUAUGCUACCAUCACCCUUACAAUAACCGAAUAUGUCGACUCCUCCCACAUUACCCAUAUGGACAUCUCCCAAGUCGCCAGCGGUGGCAUUCAAGGCACAACCGAAAAGCGUACACUAGACUGGACAUGGCGUGAUCACAAAGACGGCAUAUUUGGUUCUCUGAAAGGGAGAAGUCGGUGGUGUAAGCUAAGUGAUGUCGAAGACGUGGGUGAGGAUGGGGCAAAGUGGUUGAAGACUGGAUGGUUGGAUGGCGAGGAUGCGGAUUAUGUGCAGAGUUAUGUGGAGAGUUAUGAUAAUGGGUGGACUGCGAAUCAGGUUUGGGGGUUUGAGGCGGUGGAUGGGGAGAGGUACUACGUGAGGCAUGUGGUUGUGAGAAAUGGGGAAGAUUGGAAGUGCGCGAGGUUGGUUUAUGAUUUUUUGGGGUGA